Molecule: messenger RNA, 627 nt
Organism: Lodderomyces margitis
Lineage: Eukaryota; Fungi; Ascomycota; Pichiomycetes; Serinales; Debaryomycetaceae
Gene: RPB4
Product: DNA-directed RNA polymerase II subunit
Exons: 1
Coding region: 1-627 (208 amino acids)
Biological process (GO): transcription initiation at RNA polymerase II promoter; mRNA export from nucleus in response to heat stress; nuclear-transcribed mRNA catabolic process, deadenylation-dependent decay
Cellular component (GO): P-body; RNA polymerase II, core complex
Molecular function (GO): translation initiation factor binding; nucleotide binding
Source: RefSeq, a predicted model, not a curated record
AUGAAUGUCAGUACUAGUGCUUUAGGAGUAAGAAGGAGGAAAGUUGCUACCCAGAAUAUUGACGAUGAAGAGAAUGCAGCAGUUUUAAAAUUAGGACCAGAAUUUCAAUUAACUCAAAUAACAAAUGCCGGGGAAGAACAACAGUUGAUUGCGCUUAAUCUAUCAGAGACCAGGUUGUUGAUUAGAGCGGCUUUGAAAGAACGAAAGAAGAAUAAAAAGCCCAACAAGCAUUCCACUCAACUGUCUCUGGCUGUCAACGAUGAUGCAAUGAACUCAGACUCGGACGAGGACGAGGACUUGAACAAUACAAAGGAGGAUGAGAUUUCAAACAUGGAAUUAGCAGGACCCAAUCUGAACGAAGUUAUACACAAGACAUUAAAUUAUUUGACCAAUUUUGCUAGAUUCAAGAAUAGACUGAGCUGUGAAACUGUUGAAAAGCUUCUUAAUGAUUUCAAUGAGCAUUGCACCGAGUAUUUACAUCCUUUUGAAAUAGCCCAGUUGGGGACUUUGGAAUGUGAAGAUGCUGAAGAGGCAAAGAGUUUGAUACCGAGUUUACAGAAUAAAGUCUCUGAUGUGCAAUUACAGAGCUUGUUGACAGAGUUGAGAAAAUAUCAAACAUUGUCAUGA